AUGGGCUCGUGUUUAUCUACGUCGGAUACCCCAGAAAAGCACCAUCCGCCAGCAACCGCGUCCAAUACCACCACUGGUCGUAGCAAGGAUAAUCAAAACACCCACGCCAUCACCACCACCAAUCGUGGCAAUAGUGCCUCACAAAAUUUGAAUACCAGUGCUAUAACCAACACCACCACCACCACCAACAACAACAACAACAACAACAACAACAACAACAAUGAAAAUAAAAAGCUUGCCAAUGAGCUCCACCAAAAAUCUGGCCAACCACACCCAUCAUCAGCCAAUCCUGCAACAUCAACAACCGACAAUAACACUUCUUCAACAUUAGUUUCCAGCGACGCUGGUGGUAUAAUAGAUAAAAACCCCUCUGACAAGGAAUUCAAGAUCUUGUUAUUAGGGUCCGGAGAAAGUGGUAAAUCGACAAUCCUCAAACAAAUGAAAAUCUUGCACCAAAACGGCUACACCAAGGAAGAAUUACUUGACUAUAAACCAUUUGUGUUUCGUAAUGUUUUAGAUUGCGCCAAAGCCAUUGCCAAAUGCUAUCAGGAUUAUAAUUAUCCCAUCUCCAUGGACGUCGCAUUGGUUCACCAAACUGUGGGAACCGUGGUGAAAAAUGGGGUUGCCUUACCCAAUGACGCCGAUAACUCUGAUAAUGACGACGAUUUUGACGACACAGUGCAUCCAUUAACUUCCGAAGCUAUUCAAUAUAUUCUUGACGCAACAGUAUCCAGUGAUCCAAACCAACUGUUCGAUGAAAAAUUAUGUGCCUCUAUCGCGUCCUUAUGGAAAGCUAACUCCACCAAAAACUUACUCAUUGUUCACAAGGAUGACUUUUAUUUGAUGGACUCUGCCAAAUAUUUUUUCCAGAAUUUAAAGAGAAUAUCCCUGAAAAAUUACAUGCCCGAUGUCACCGAUGUUCUCCGGACCAGAAAGAAGACCUCCGGUAUCUUUGAAACUCGAUUCAAUAUGGGUUCUUCUAAAAUUCAUAUGGUCGACGUUGGUGGCCAAAGAUCCGAACGUAAAAAAUGGAUCCAUUGCUUUGAUAACGUCACGAUCAUUAUCUUUUGUGUCUCAUUAUCAGAAUACGAUCAAACCUUGCUAGAAGAAAAAUCCCAGAACCGUUUGGAAGAAUCCCUUGUAUUGUUUGACUCGGUGGUAAAUUCCAGAUGGUUCAGCAGAACCUCGAUUGUGUUGUUCUUGAAUAAAAUCGAUGUGUUUGCCGAAAAAUUACAACAUUCUCCUUUGGAGAAAUAUUUCCCUGACUACACUGGUGGUAACGAUAUCACCAAGGCAGCAAAGUACGUUUUGUGGAGAUUCAAGCAAGUUAACCGAUCCAAACUCAAUAUGUUCCCUCAUAUUACCCAGGCAACCGAUACCAAAAAUAUUAAGGUUGUGUUUGCUGCGGUUGAAGAAACAAUUUUACAGAAUAGUUUGAAAGAUAGUGGGAUCAUCACUAUCAAUUAA
Molecule: messenger RNA, 1467 nt
Organism: Saccharomycopsis crataegensis
Lineage: Eukaryota; Fungi; Ascomycota; Saccharomycetes; Ascoideales; Saccharomycopsidaceae
Gene: GPA2
Product: guanine nucleotide-binding protein subunit alpha
Exons: 1
Coding region: 1-1467 (488 amino acids)
Biological process (GO): adenylate cyclase-activating G protein-coupled receptor signaling pathway
Cellular component (GO): heterotrimeric G-protein complex
Molecular function (GO): G-protein beta/gamma-subunit complex binding; G protein-coupled receptor binding; GTPase activity
Source: RefSeq, a predicted model, not a curated record